GUGGAGGAUGUCUUCUCUGAUCUUCGCUCUAACUGAUGAGCAAGUUCAGAGGAUCCGCAGCGUCUUCCUCAGCGAGAUGGAACUGGGUCUGACCAAGGAGGGCCAGCAGCAGUCGUCGCUGCUGAUGGAGAACACGUUCCUCCCGGAGCUCCCCAACGGCCACGAGACCGGCGAGUUCUUGGCGCUGGACCUGGGGGGCACCAACUUCCGGGUCAUGUAUCUGCGCUUGGAGGACGGACAGUUCGUCGAAGAGGACGCUCAGAUGUUCGAAGUGGACGAGUCCACCCGGCUGGGGGAGGGCACACGGCUGUUUGACUUUCUGGCCGCCUGCGUGCAUCAGUUCCUGCAGGAGCGUCAUCCCGACGGACGCCAUUUUGAGCUGGGUUUCACCUUCAGCUUCCCGAUGACGCAGAAGUCGUUGGACGUGGGCCUGCUGCAGACGUGGACUAAGUCCUUCAACGCCUCCGGUUGCGUGGGCGAGGACGCCGUCAGAAUGCUGAACGACGCGUUGCAACGGCGAGGGAACGUCAACGUUGACGUGGUGGCCAUCAUGAACGACACCACAGGUACGCUGGUGCAAGGCGCUGCGUUGGAUGCCCGCUGCGCCAUCGGAGUCAUUCUUGGUACCGGCAGCAACGCCGCCUACAUCGAGCGUGUGGACCGGGUCCGGAAAUGGGAGGGCGAACACAACGGUAUCAAGGAGGUAGUGGUCGACAUUGAGUGGGGUGCGUUCGGCGACAACGGUGUGCUAGAUUUUGUCAAGACUGAUGUGGACAAGGCUGUGGACGAACUCUCCCUGCUGGUCCACUCAUUCACGUUCGAGAAGUACUUUGGAGGCAAGUACUUGGGGGAGGUGCUUCGCCAGUGCGUGUUGAAGGCGCACGAGCGGGGCGUCCUGCUGGAGCAGCUGUCGGAGCGGGUGCGGACUGCCGGCGCCUUCACCACCAAACACGUGUCCAUGCUGGAGAAGGACACGAUAGAUGGCACUAUAAGCCACUGCGAGACAGUUCUCGGAGCGCUCGAGCAGUCGUACAGCCCGGCCGAUCUGGUGAUUCUGCGCUACAUCUGCGCAUGCGUCACUGUCCGGGCGUCGGUUCUGAUCUCCGCCUGCCUGUCGGUGCUGCUGCAGAGGCUAGAGCGUGAGGAGUGCAGCAUCGCUGUGGACGGCUCUCUCUUCAAGCUUCACCCCCGGCUCGCCACGCUAAUGGAGAGAGCGAUCGCCACCCUCGCCCCCGGCAGAAAGUUCACCCUGUUUCUGGCCGAAGACGGAAGCGGAAAGGGAGCGGGACUUGUGGCUGCCGUCGCCCGGCGCCUGCGCAGUAGAAACUAGCGCGAGCCCACCAGGUCACUGCGCACGCGCAUUUGACAUGAAACGGAACUAACUAAAGCAGUGUACUUAUGAAGUCAUUGCACAGAUUCGUGUGCUCGCAAACGUCGUCAUGCGCAGGGAACCGACGACGACAGUGCAAAUUCUGAUACAAAUGCACAAUGGAUCUGCCUCGCCUACCGCGAGAGCAAACACACGUGCCAUGUGUUCACGUGCGGCAUUUCUAACCGAAGAAGGAACAGGGAAUUGCUGCGGUCUCUGCCAAUCUCAGCAGGCUUGCAGGGACUAAGAUACCAUUCAAAACAAUUUAGUAAGGAACGACUUUCAGUACAUGUGGAGUUUUCAGCUUUCGUUCGUUGCAACAUCAAAACUAGUAUGACAAUAUUAUAACCCUCUUAAUAUCCUUACACUUUGAGCAUAUUUCGACAUUUUGCAACGCAAUGACUCACGAUCAUGUCUCGUGUGCAGCCAAUGCCGCCUCCUUGCGCGUUUACGCGAUCGCUGCCACCAACAGCACGGGGAAAUGGCCGACACGUUGCGGCGUUUUUCCUCAUAAAAGCGACCUCAAAUCGUGGCAGAAACAGCUAAAGCAAGUAUUUUCAGUUGACUGCGAGCCGCCAGUACUGAGAAACAGCUUUGGAUGCAGCGACAUUUGGUGCCGAUGACACCACAUGGUGCUGAUGUGAUGCCUGUCGAUUGGCUGCUCAAUGUGUGUACUUCAACCGCCCCGAUAUGAGGUCAUCGCCGUUGCGUCGUUUCUAAGAGUUCUGCCAUAGUUUAGCGUCCGCAUUUGAAGGCUACGCGUGCUGUGGUUAUGGGCGGCUGGUGGGAAUGGGGUUAUGGGCGGCUGGUCGGAAUGGGGUAAUGUGCGGCUGGUGGCAGCGGUACUAUGUGGGGUUUACGCGUCGGUGUCCAUAGGAUUACGGACGUUCAUGUUCUUGCUUUUGUAGUUGCAGGGUUUGAGUGACUGUGAUGACGUUCAGCUGACUGUUGUAGCCUCGUUUAGUAGCGAAUAGGGAGGGGGGAGGGGAGGGGCGUAGCCCCUUGGCACCUGAGCGCCAACAUGACUACCGCAGUUGCUGACGCUCCACAAAAGCGUGCGUGGCGACCUUCGCUGCGUUCAGGGCGGUUUAGUUUGGUUCACCAGGCCGUAUUGAGGGAUGUGCGCAAGCUUGUAUUGAAUGCUGAAAUUAGGGACACCCGCCCACAUGGUGCUGGGCUGAAUGACAAGGAAAUGUCGCUAGCGUUUCACUGAAAGUCUGUUGUGUUUUCGUAAUGCAGAAUCUUUGUCGUUUGCGUAUGGUAGUUUUGCUGAUAGUUGUGGUGAACAAGGGCUGACACGAUUACUGUGACCAUUCAAUUUGCAAGGACUGUGCAGGAAGUGCAAUAUUUCACAUCAGCGUCCUUACUUUUGGUAGCGUGUUCCGAUCCAUUGCAGUAAAAGUUUUAAGGUUUUGUAUACACGCGUUGUUUUGAAACGUGUAUCACCGGUGCGGCGCAAAGCACAUAUUUUCUUGGUGAGCAUUUUCUAUCUACAGAAAACUCUUUGUCGAGAGGCAAAUAAUGUGCCAGCAAAAACUCUUCUACUGUUCAGAAAUGCUGCUAUUGCUUUUCUGUUGGAACAUGUUUGCAUUAUCGUAUAGUUAAGGUAUGCCAUGCAGUCGAAAAAGCAGUCACUACCUCCCCGAUGUGGACAAUGCGUCAUCCAUUGUCGUUGUUUGCUAACAAGCUGUAGUAUAUGACAAAUGCAAACUAAACUAACAUGCCUGACAGUACAGCAGUUAGUUUUGUAAAGCAGAACUACACGUGCCGGUGUUUGUACCACAAGGCCUUACAGGCAUGCGGUCUGCGAAUGUAAUUUUACUUUUUCUUUGGAUUUUUCAUUGACGGAAGCCACCAAUCGAUAAGAUUACAACUCUUCCAUGUAACACGUCUACGUAGCAUCCACAACACAGUGUAACUGCGAACUUUAGGUUGAAAAAACAGGCACCAAAGUGGACUGUACAAUGAGACUGUAAUUGUCUGGACCUCGGUUAUGAGUAACUCACCUGUGUUAGGGCGAUUCUUGUACCCUGUUGAUACCGGCACGCAUCGGUGCUGCUCCCACACCUCAUACUUCUGACUUAUAGUGCAAGGUUACGGGUAGGCGGCCGCAUUGUGAUCCGCGUUUCCACGAGUGCUAGACUUGUGUUCGGAUGCUUUUCCGGAAGUGCUACGCAGUCGAGUUAUACACGCGAACAGGGGCAGCCGUGUUUAUUUCGUCCAGUGUCGUGGGUGAUCAAGCACGUUCGUGCCGCCAGUGGUCCACCGACCACAGCAGACGAGUCUUCGUCAUAUCACACAGCAAGUGAAACAUGAGGCAAGAAGCGGAAGUGACCUGCUCACUAGCAGGCCGCCAUUCUCGGGAUCGCACCCUCAUGCGAGGUGUCUGCACGUGUAUCAUGGUUCGGAGCGGAGACGAACCAGCAAAGCAUGCAAAUGCGCGGUUCUAAUACAGCUGAAGGCGUACAGCCAUUGCUACACCCGACUCAUUUUUGGACACGCACCGCAGCCCAACUUUGCAAUCAGGACCUUGCAGAUCAAAUUAGCGCAGUUAUCAAUCAUGUUCAGUUUGUUGGCAGGAACAAGUGAAAGGCAUGACAGCAUGGCGCACAGUGCCUUACAGUGGCGCACAGUGGCGCACAGUUGUCUCACAGUGGCACAUAGUGUCUUGCACUGUCUCAACUCUCCGCAAAACUGCACCCGUGAAAAUGAGACGCCAUACUAAGCCUGUUUAAUACUAGGGUGAUCUUUCUCGAACUUAGGGGCAGGGGCAGGCAGGGGCAGAACAGACAACACCACGUGCAAUAUAUGACACGGGUACUGCUUUAAACGACCAGUACCGCGGCGUAUGGGGCGUCGCUUCUGGUCAACAAAUUUAUAUUUUAAAUUGAUUGAUUUUUUGUUAAAUUUAAAACAAAUGAAAAUUGAAAUUAAACAACAACUUUGAAAACAACUUUGCAACAACACUACGUUUUCGUUCGAUUUUUUUGCAACUAGACAUAUGGUGCAGGGCUGUUUCUGUUCAGGUGUGUGACACCGUCCGUUCGAGCUAUCACGUAAAAUCAUUUGCUUUUCAAUGAUGCCUUGUUUUUGUUAACCACAUAUACAACAUGAAACCAUAUACGACACGAUGCCAGGCCCCAUGUAGGACCGAAAAGUGGGAGGCCGGGAGGCGGGAGGCCGGGAGGCCCGGGUUAUCUGGCCCCGGCAUCAAGCCUCCCAUCCGAGUUGGGAAUAACGUUUCCGCGAAAACCUAUCGCGAAACGUGCGACGCUUACGAGACGAAAGUCAGCGCGCGUUACCGGGGUAAUGUGGGAUCGAAAAACGAGAGACGCGAGGUCUUUGACCCCGGGGUCCGGGGUCCCUGUCCCCGGGG
This is a messenger RNA of Pollicipes pollicipes, 4745 nucleotides long. RefSeq names its product hexokinase-1. Gene Ontology annotation, molecular function: fructokinase activity; glucokinase activity; D-glucose binding. Gene Ontology annotation, cellular component: mitochondrion; cytosol. The record is from RefSeq and is a predicted model, not a curated record. Gene Ontology annotation, biological process: glucose metabolic process; glucose 6-phosphate metabolic process; glycolytic process. Lineage: Eukaryota; Metazoa; Arthropoda; Thecostraca; Pollicipedomorpha; Pollicipedidae.